GUCUUAAGAAAACCCUUUCUCUGGGGUGAGGGAUGUGGACCAGACUCUGCCAUGCAGAUGGGAGCAGUGGGUAGCCCUUGUUGUCCCCAUGCUAUGACAAGUGAUUGUCCCAUCCCAGGGAUCCAUAAAGGGCUGGUCCCUCCCUCAUGCAUUGUUUCUCAGGAAAGAUAGGACUGAAACAUUCAGGGAAGACGGAACAGCCUGAGUCACCUCUGGCUUCAAAGGGGAGGCAGAAAUGAUCUCCUCCUCUCAGGCCCUGCUGAGGCAGGUGACUUCUGACUUCUCAGCUUGGGAUCGGGGAUCAUGGCACCUAAAUGCCUUCUACCCUGAGGUCUUAUCUCUGUUCAGAAGCCUGAGUAAGGUCUAGCAGUGCUAGUUAGGGGAUGGCAUCCUACCAUCCCCUGCCUCCAUCUUCUCUAAACUCCCCUUGGAGCAUAGGUCUGUUGAGGUCUCCAGGCAGGCAAAAGUGGGCGUUUUGCUCCAAGGCGUAUCCUUGGGGCUAUAGAGAUGUUGGUCAGGCAAGUCUUCCAAAUGAGGAGGGAAUUACUUCUGUGCCCAGGAUGGCAGCAGGUGGAGGGCUUCUUGGAACUUCCUGUGCCCCUGCGUGGCUGCCAGGCAUGGAAUCCAGUCCCAGGGAAGGGGGUGCUGCGUCCUCCCUCUCUGCUAACACCUCACAGACUGUCAGGAUUGGAAGGUACUGACCAAUCAUCUGGGCGAAACCUCCUUCUCCCUGAUUCUGACCCUCCUCUUUUGGCAUAGGAUGUGUGAGGACAUAUACCUUUCUCAAUUCCCAGAGAAAAAUUUGGUAGCUGCUGAAAAUGUGCUUAAACUGUAAAAGAGACAUGAGUCAGCUACAAGAGUGGUAAAACAAAAGUCAUCACAGUUCUACUCUGAAUUUUUCCUCAACGUAAAAAUAAAAACAGAAGUACCAGCUCUCUCUCUCUCUCUCUGUCUCUCUCUCUCUCUCUCUCUCUCGAGAGAGAGAGGUUGGACAGUACUCAGCAGCAUUGCAGGGGUAGAGAAAUAGUGAUGCCCUAGAGCACAGAGAUGCUCCUAGAGCAAAGAUGCCCAUAACUGGAGGGGGGUGUGGGGCACAGGGGGGCAACAUCACCCUUCAUCAGCAUCCCUGAAAAUUGUCAGUCCAGCCCCUUCUACAGAGGGGGCUCUUACUCUUCUUAGUGCCAGAUCAUUUUGUCUUCAGUCAUCCUUUGGGAAGUUUUCAUAUUGAAUUAAAAUCUGCCCUUCUGAAUCACCUGCUUGUGGGCCUCGCUCUCCUCCCUGCUCUGCAUAUGCUUUGAUCUAUGCUCUGCUCCCUAGGUCUGCUCUGCAUCCUCCUCCAGGACAGCCCUUCGGAGUUGAGCACCUUCCCUCCCCUCAAUACUCCCACUUUCUUCAAUGGUUUCUCCCAUGGCAAGGUUUCUAGAGGGCUCCUCGUCCUGGACCCCCUCCUCUGGGGGUCCCUGUAAAGAACAGGGCCCAAAAUGUGACCCAGAGCUCCAGGUGAGGCCUGCACAGCCUGGAGUGAGCGGAAUUGCCUGGCUGGAGAUUUUCUCCUUGUCUGUGGCUUGGGUGGCGACACUUCUGCUCCCAGCUUCUGUUUCGUGGCCGUCUCGCUGCAGUGCCUCCAGCUGGUAGCAGGGGGCGCUCUGAGCAGGCUCGGUGGAAAGAAUGGCUGCAGGGCCACCCUGAUGUAGCCCAUCCUGUAAUCAGGGCAGAACACUUUCAGAUUAACCCCCCGGGACAGUGCGGCUCCACCAGAGCCUUGGUACCAGUGAGGUUUUCCCUUUUCUGGUUCAGUCUUUUUUUCUCUUCAGAAUUUUCGUUUGUUAGAAGCAGAGCGUCUUCUUCCCUCACUGUUCACUCUGUGAUCCAUGCAAGUCACCUUCCCUCUGGGAGCCUCAGUUUCCCCUUCUGAAAUAAGGGUCACAGUACCUGCUUCACAGGUUGCCAUUUGGAUUAAAUUUAAUAACGUAGACAAAGGGCUGACCUUGCCUGGCCCGUAGUAACUAAAUAUAAGUACAGCUUUCCCUUUUUCUUCCUGCAGAAUCUUUCUUUCUGUAUUGUGCCAACCUCCACCCCACUCAGCCUAAUUUCUAAGCUUCUAAUUUCUAGAAACUAGUUUUUAGUUAGACUUGGGGCAGGAAUGUUCCAGAAGGGGUCUCAUUGACCGUCUUUGGUCAUCGUUGACAGGCUGAUGAUGUCAGUACGUGCUGAAGAGAAAAGAGACCUGGCUCCUGUAGGCUCUCGAAGCACUUCCCUCUGGGAUGGUUCAGGUGCCGUUGUCCUGAAGACUUCUCAGCCUGAAGCAAAAUCUCAGAAACCUGCUCCAGACUUUGUGUGGGCCUUCCCCCUUGGUUUUAUCUUUCUUUCCUGUCGGCGAGAGUCUCUUAAUGCCAUUUGAUUGUGGGAUAAUCAUGGAGAUUUUGCUAAAACGGAGUGGAGGAAAGAGGGUUUGCAAUGCUCUCUUGAUCCUCAGAAUCCUUCAGCUCUUCUGGGAUCUGACAUACUCCUCACCAAAUCAUAACCUGAAAUGGAGCCCAAGGUCAUAUAAACCUUCCCCCUCCAGUUGUCAGGAGCAGUCUGUGGCACGUCUUACCGUGGAGGCCCUGCACAGAACUUGGAGUCAGAGACCAGGUCCUAGGCCUGCCUUUGCCGCUACCUCACUCUCUGACCUUGGGCAUGAUGCUGACCUUCUCUAGGCCUCAGUUUCCACAUCUGUAUCAUGGGGGGUUUGCGUCAGAGCAGUGAUUUCAAAGGGGGGAGGUACCUCAGGCCACUAGCACAGCCCAGGCCUCCAACUUGAACAGAGGAGCCCUGUAUUUGUAUUACUUAUUAGACUUCCAAGAAGAUUUUGUGUGGAGAACGUAUUCUGUGGCUGCAAGAAGAUUAAAAUCCCAAUGGCCUUCUUGCUUUUUUAAUGAUUCUAGAAGUCCCUCAUUUCCUCCUUAGCGUUGUUCAAAGGGCUCUUGAGGGAGGUAAAGGGCUAUUCUGUUGACAGUUCAACAGUCUAUACUGUUGCGUGCUUUUGACCCAUGAUGACGCUGGGAUCUUUAGGUCUUUUCCUUCCGUGAUGUGUUCUGGUCAGUCCUUUUCCACUCUUUCUGUAGAUUUUGUUAGAAUUCUCCAAGGAUAGCCUUGGUAUCUAUUUCUUUGGGAAUGAACCCCACAAGAUGCAAGCUAUUUAAGCCAUUGUGGUGACUGGCACUAACCUCUGGAGCUAGCCGUUUGUUAUUUUUCAUUCUAAUCUCUUUCCUCCCCGGAAGCUCUUGCAGAAAGGUCAGAUUUCAGGCUGUGGCCUGUGGAACUUAACUCAGUGCUUCCCCUCAACUUGACAGAUUGCAGUUGGGACCCAUAUUCCAUAGGUUGUGAGAUAAGUCAGCAAGGAUCUCAGGCAUCAAAAAUCAGGCCGUCUUUUCCUGACUCUGCCAUCCAUUGUGACCUCGAGUAAGUCACUGACCUUCUUCCAGGCCUCAGUUUACCCAUUUGCACAAUGAGGAGAUUGGACUGGAGGAUGUCUUAGGAGUUCUUUUGGCUCUAACAUUCAAAGAUUCCAUGUGACGUAAGCUACUUUCCCCUCUGACAGUGUCAGUUAUAUUGUUAGAAGAGAAAGAGUCCUGCCUAUCCGUGGAUCUCCAUUUUCCCAUGGUUCACACCGGGAGGGCAUGAGACCCCAUCCCAUUUCACCAAGUUGGGGUGGUGAUUGAGGGGCGUAAAUAAUUGCUGGGUGCCUUGAUGGGAAAAGUAGCCUAGAUGAGGCUGACUAGCAUUGUCAUGCCUUCCUCUCCCAGCCAGUUCUGGGGACAUGUUGACAUUUUGGUGGUAGAUUGGUCCCUUGCAGAGUGAAGAAGGGACCCGUUCUUUAGGUGCCUGAUAUUUAUGUUAACUCUUCUUGCUCCAAUUGAAACACAGGGUUCAGAGCAUUGGGUAUUUAUAGAAAGAGAGUACACUAGGCCAGAAGAACUCAGUCUCCUAAAAAUGACUACCACGCAGCAGGAAGAAAGGGAGGCAGGCCUCACAGAUAUCCUUGCUGAUGGCAGACUCUCCAAGGUAGACGUCCUGGUGGACAAGUUCAAAGUUGAAGUGGCCACAGAAGUAAUGGUGGGAGCUGGAAGAGCAAACACCCAGCAACAAGGAAGAAUGAUUGCAAGCCCUGAAGACUUUGAGUCUGUGUGGGAGGAAGGCCUGUGGGCCAGGGAUGGCCCAGGAGGGGCUUCUCUGGCUGUAGGCUAUACCCUGGCAGAAAAGCUCCUUGAGGGCUCCCGGUUCCAAGUGGGCACUGGAGAGACAACCAUCAGGAUGCGCCAUGUCUCCGGUGGUCAGCAAGAGGGCCAGACGGAGCUGAGGAAGGAGCUGGGGGAGUUCCAGGCUGGUGGAAGACCCAGUACACCAGGGACCAGGCCAGCAGAGAUGGAUGGCCUCUCUCUAGCCUCUGACAGGGGAGGACUCCAGUCAUUUCUGCUGGACCCAGCUGACGUGGAAGCCAGAGCUGACUCCAGUGAUGAAACUGAUACUUCCUUUGCAGAGAGGAGCUUCUAUUUAAGCUAUGGAGAGAAAGAUUCUGAAGACCAAGCCCUCCCUCCACCCCUGGAGGAGAGUGAAGAGCACAUGGAUGCCUCUCCUGGAGAUAAGACCAGGCCAGAGCGCUCUGAGAAGCUCGCAGAGAGCUCUGAGCUAAACUCCUCAGGCCCGUGGGGCUCUGCUGCAGUUUCCUGCAGGAACACUGGUGAAGAGGAUGAAGUCCACUCACCUUCCUCAGAGGAAGGGGCAGGACCUCCCAAGAAACACGGAAGACUGGAUGACCUGGAGGCCUUUGUUGAGCAGCUCAGUAAGGAAACUUCUCCAGGGCAGACGUUUGCUGAGGCCUGGGAAGAAGCCAGGUGGGGGGUAGAAGGACAGUUUACUCACUCAGCAUCCACCGUGGCCUCAGAGGAAGAGGCCCCCAAGAGUGGAGAUUUGAUGGAAAAGGCUGAAAAAAGCCCCCCAGUGGGAUGGAAGAAUCACUCCCCUCACAGAGGAGGGCACGUGAACCCAGACCUCCCGGCCUGCGCCCUUCCAUGGGCCAUCUCUCCUGACAAUGUCAGGAAGCCAGCUAAACCAGACAGAGGCGACGUCCUGCCCAAAGACAGGGGACUGGUUCACACCCAAACAGGAGAACUUGCAAUGGAGGACAGCAGAGCCUCAGCAUUUCUUCAGAUGGAGGUGAUCACCCACCUCCCUGCCUCCCCAGGUCCCUUUCAAGCUCAGGCAGCUCCAGAGGAAGUUUCUCCAAGCCCAGCCCCUCAUAAGUCAGGAGAUCCUUCGCAGCUCAUGGAUCCUUUUGGAGAAAAGUCGCUUGUGUUUCUCAAACAGGCCCAUCCUCCCAAAGAAAGCCCGGAGCCCAAGGACCAAGUAGGGCUGUUUGUGACCCCGGACAGAGGGGAGUGCCGAGCGCCUCCCAUUGCCAGCAGAAAGCCCAGAGUUGUCCCUGAAGAAGCUGAGGGGGCCAUACCCCUGGGAUUGGUGUUCCCUUCAGGGAAGCAAAAGGAGAUGACCUCUUUCCAGGCGGGGGGCCAAGAGGGCUCCCUAGAAGAUAUUAGCAAGACCUCAGUGGCCAACAAAAUUCGCAUCUUUGAGACCCAUGGAGUGAGACCCACUCGCCGAGUGAGCCAAGGUGAAACAAGGGCUCUUCCAAACGAGUUGUCUUCAGAGGCUUCCACGGGUCAGGUGGAGCAGCAGCGGAACAAGCUCUUAGACCUGGGCUUUAUCCAACUCCAGCCCCCGGGGGACUUUGCCGGCCCCAAAGCCACACAUUCCUCGGUGAUACAGCCAGCAACCAGACACUUCAGGCAGGGCAUUCCUGCCGUAUCUCCCCAGGAAGGAGGCAUGGAACUCCAGCUCGUGUCCCCCGAUUCAGGCUGUGAAACUACGCUGGAAGAAGUUACUGGGGGAACUGGCCACAACAAAUCCGGAGAUGCAGUCAGGGAAGAGAAGCGAGUCACCAGCUUAGCAGCGAACCCCUCUGGAAAGGGAGGGCGCCUGAGAUGCACCAGCCCCUCGGGCCCUCAGAGAGCAGGGCUGAGGGAGGGCUCAGAGGAGAAAGUCAAACCACCACGUCCCAAGGCCCCAGAGAGUGACACAGGAGAUGAGGACCAAGACCAGGAGAGGGACGCAGUGUUCCUGAAGGACAACCACCUGGCCAUUGAGCGCAAGUGCUCCAGCAUCACAGUCAGCUCCACGUCCAGCCUGGAGGCUGAGGUCGACUUCACAGUCAUUGGUGACUACCAUGGCAGCGCCUUCGAAGACUUCUCCCGCAGCCUGCCUGAGCUCGACCGAGACAAAAGCGACUCGGAACCUGAGGGCCUGGUGUUCUCCCGGGAUCUCAACAAGGGGGGCCCUGGUCAGGAUGACGAGUCAGGGGGCAUCGAGGACAGCCCGGAUCGAGGGGCCUGCUCUACCCUGGAUAUGCCCCAGUUUGAGCCUGUGAAAACGGAAACCAUGACUGUCAGCAGCCUGGCCAUCAGGAAGAAGAUCGAGCCGGAGGCUGUACUGCAGACCAGAGUCAGCACUGUGGACACCAGCCAGGUUGAUGGCACUGCCCCAGGGGGGAAGGAGUUCAUGCCAACCACUCCCUCCAUCACCACGGAGACCAUAUCAACCACCAUGGAGAACAGUGUCAAGUCCGGGAAGGGGGCAGCUGCCAUGAUCCCAGGCCCACAGACGGUGGCCACGGAAAUCCGUUCUCUUUCUCCGAUCAUCGGGAAAGAUGUCCUCACCAGCACCUACAGCGCCACCGCGGAAACCCUCUCCACCUCCACCACCACCCAUGUUACCAAAACUGUGAAAGGAGGGUUUUCUGAGACAAGGAUCGAGAAGCGAAUCAUCAUUACUGGGGACGAAGAUGUUGAUCAAGACCAGGCCCUGGCUUUGGCCAUCAAGGAGGCCAAACUGCAGCAUCCUGACAUGCUGGUAACCAAAGCUGUCGUAUAUAGAGAAACAGACCCAUCCCCAGAGGAGAGGGACAAGAAGCCACAGGAAUCCUGACCUCUGUGAAGAGAUGCUGGCAUUUCUGGUCCAACCCAAGCCAGAGAACCGUUAAGAAGGGGCCUUCAUUCUGAAUUCUCCGACUCAACACCGACGUCCCAGCUGCGACAUACUGUCACUGAUGAGAGACUGGGAAAGGAAAAGCAUAUAUAUAUAUAGAUAUAUAUAGAUAUAGAUAUAUAUACAGGAAACACCGCGUCCUUGCACUGCUGCUGGGGCUGGCCGAGCAUUCGGCUGACAGCAACAACCAACAUCUGAACACCUACAUUUCCUUUGCAGACAAAUUGAAGAAUUGGUGGGAUUUUUCAGGAAAAAAAAAGUAUAACGACAAUAAUCCUUUGCUCCCCCCUUUGAAGCCCUGCAGAACAACGAGAACAAGCCAGACCGCGAUGAUUGUAGAAGUACCAUGAGACCUUGGUUCUGCACGUUACAUUUAGUUGGAUGAGCAUUCCAUUUGUUCUUCUCCAGCAUCUGUUGCCCACUCGAAUGCAAAGGAAAACACUUUUGCAGCAAAGCAAGAGAAGUCGCAGCAGUAAAACACACACCGUCAACCGUUUUCCGAGAAAGAAAGAAAAUUCCCCACUUGGAAAGGAGGAGGAGGAACACUGGAUUAUUAUUUUUUGGGUCUUGACACUGGGCUGCAAAAUCCACCUUCCUUCCUUCCGCCUCCCCUCCCCCUUGACUCUCACACGUCUUGUCGUCAUUUUCUGUCUCGGUUCCCUCUUCCCUCUCCUGCACCCCACACCCCUUACCCUCUGUAUCCUGGCCCUGCUGAGGGCCACUGCAGAUGACUGUCAUUUGAAACGAGAAAGAGAAAAGAAAACGAGAACAGAAAAGCAAGCCACAGGAAGGGAAGUAGACAUUGUAUGUUUAUGGGUUCUCAUUAUGAAGGUGCAGCUUGUAGGAGAUUUGUAUGGAUGUGCUUUUAAGUUAUGUAUAUUACAUAUAACAGGAAACAAAUAUUGAAAUAAACAGUGCUGGUAAGUAUGAAGCUGACAUUUUAAAAUUAUAACUAUCUGACUGUGAUUGAUGUAUCCCAAGGUUUCUAGAUCUCACUGAACCGACCCAGCCAAGGAGACCAGGACUCUGGCUGUGGGUGGCUCACAGUAGGAGCUGACAGUUCAGUGUAGUAAUACAGUGUGUGGUGUUUGUAAUUGGUUGAUUGGUGGGGAGGGGCGGGGACCCCCCAUGCAGAGGCAGGGGUUUGGCAAGAAGGAAGCAACACAGAUGUAGUCUGAGAUGCCUUCUCCCCCUGGGCAGUAGCAACCAGGGCCUGGUCUGUGCUCAGACAUGGGGUCCAGAGUAGGAUUCUGCUGCAGAAAUCCCCUGACUCAGUCCCCCUUCCUCCCUAGGGGACUCGCCUCAUUCUCUUUUUUUGCCACGUCUUGCCUUUCCCUGACUGCAUUGUGACAACUAACUUCCAAUCCGAAGGGAGCUGACACCCCUGGCUGCCGUAGAGGAUGGUGGAUUUAACCUGGCUGUCCGAAAAUUCCUAGCUGUCUUUUCCUUUACUUCCCGUAUUCUGUCUGAAUCAUUCUCUUCUUCCUGGGCCAAAGCAGCCAUGGUAGAGACGGUGAACACAGGGCAGGCCCUGAUAGGUCAGAACUGUAUUCCCAAAGGCUUUGCCUUUCCCAGAACAAGCUAAGGGUGUAAGGUAGUGUUGCUCAGUCUCCAUCUAUGUAUAAGACCCUCGCUUUGGAGACCUCCCCUUCAGUCAGCAUCCAAGCCUGUGCCCUCAGAGUCCCAGAAAUUGCCUCAAGACCACAGAAGCCCUUGGAGAAGACCCCAACAAAAGCUUGGCAUUGACCUCUGGCACACAUGGGCUUCCCUGCCACAAGCCACUUCCCUGAGCUCAAUGAGUCCCUUUCUGAGGGAGUUUGGCCCCACUGCACUUUAAUUUCUCAGUUCCGUCUCACCUCCCUAGGCCUGCUUCUAAAGCAGUCAAUAAAUUCAUUCAACAAAUGUUUAUUGAGUACCUACUUGUAGCAGUCACUAUUCUUGGGCUGAAGAGAGAGUGUGAGGGGUGGGGAGGGACCUGGGAAGUCCCCUGAGCCAGCCUUACAUCUCCAAUCACGGCUGGCCCCUCUGAGAGCAUUUCCAUAUUCUCUCCAAUGUAUUGGACGUUGCCCAGGGAUGCCUCCCAGACGGCCCCAGCUUGCAUAUCAGUUACCCUAGGGAUGUAUAUGCUUAGCUGGCUGACCUGAGGCAGGACAAGAAACCAGAAAAGUGUUUGCCUCUGUGGGCAAAAAUGGAAUGGAGAGCGGGCAGAAACAGCCCUGCACCUGGGGCUCAGCUGGCACAGUCAGCCACACCCCCUGGAGCAGGCUGCUGGCCCACUCCAACUUCCCCUGAGUGUGACAGCACGCUUUCCACGCACCAGGUUUCUUUUACAACCCUGGUAGAGAAGCCACAAAACCUCUUUCCUGCCCUUCUCAACUUGAGAGCCCCAUUCUUUCUGGGCCAAGAGCUGAAGUGGAUCCACCCGCUCUGGCCCCCAGAAAUUUGUCUCAGGCACCCCUGUCCUUGCAGGAACCAGGUGUCCUGAGCACACUGGAUGCACCUCAGAGGGAGAAUAUUUGUUCUGGGUUCUGCACCUGCCUACAGACCCUGGGUGUGUGGCUCCAGGGCAGGGAUGAAGCGACCAGGCUUAGCUUGUGGGGCAGGAUUUGUGCAGCUCUCCAUCCCACGGGUGCUCUGACCUUCCUUCCAUAGAGAGGCAGGCAGUGCCACCAGGGAGGAGGGGAGCUGCAACUGAAAUCUAGGGCACUGUUUCCUCCCCAUCCUCCUCUUCAUAGAGAAUAUAGAAGUUUGUCUUCUCUGUCUUCAACCUACUUUUCCUUUUUUACAUUUCUCGUCCUUUCUGUGCCACCUCUCCACCCAGGAGACCAUGUAGCAUAGUGGAAAAAUUCCUGGAGGGCAGUCAGGAAUUCUGGGUGGCCAUCCUGGCUCAGCCCCUAACAUACCAUGUGACAUUGGGCUAGUCUCAUCCCCCCUUUUGGGCCUCAGUUUCCCCACUUGCAAAAUGAACAGGAUAAAGCAGAUGCUCUCCAGGGUCUUUUUCCACUCUGCCAUCCUACAGAUCUUCGUUUUCUCUUAUUUUGCUUUCUUGGGAUCUUUUCCAUCUGAGGGUAUAGGAAGUGCCAGGACCUGUUUCAGUUUUUGAAUCUUGCAAGCACAUUCCAAGACUGGCCUGAAAUUGCAUGAGCAACAUCACUCUAAAUAAUUUUUUUUUCAAAAGCACCUUACCAACCAACUGCAAUGCUGUCCUGUUCCUUUUUACUCACACCCCUCUCUCCUCUCUGGUCCCUACGCUCCCCCACCUCAGUGCUCUGUGCUGUAUGCGUGUGCUCUCUGUUCUUGUAUACUCAAUAAAAGUGAAAUAAAUGUGUUUGAUGCUGAACCACAAA
Messenger RNA from Equus caballus (horse), 10427 nucleotides. RefSeq names its product erythrocyte membrane protein band 4.1 like 1 (gene EPB41L1). Gene Ontology annotation, molecular function: structural molecule activity; actin binding. The record is from RefSeq and is a predicted model, not a curated record. Gene Ontology annotation, biological process: cortical actin cytoskeleton organization. Lineage: Eukaryota; Metazoa; Chordata; Mammalia; Perissodactyla; Equidae. Gene Ontology annotation, cellular component: plasma membrane; cytoskeleton.